CAAGAUUUUGUGGGGUCGCUUAUAGUUAAAAGAGGCCUAGCAAAUCAUCACUCACACUAAUCUCAUUAUUGCGCGAGUGCACCUCCAGUCCGACACUCACACACUCUUGGAAACCAGUCGCCAGAAACUCUCUCACCUCGUCACCUCCCUCCCCUCUGCUCCUCAUUCCCCUUCCAACUCCUGCACGGCGCAGGGGAACUCUGGCCUCUGCGGCGACGGCAACUGCAGACCUGUUGCAUUGACAGCGCCACAUUAGGCUGCUCUGAUAUCAGCUACCUGUCUGCCAAACCUGACUCCGCAUCCCGAGGCGCGGCCGAAGCCCUGACGCCGCCCGCCCUCUUUUGGGCGAUCCUCUGCUGCCCGCAUUUUCGAGUUUCUCCCCCAGCGCUCGACUCACUCGACCACCCGCCAACCUCAAUCCAACCCGAAAAUGCUUCAACCCUGCUGACAAUCUGCCCGAUCAGAAGUCGGCGCUGAAAGAGACGUCUUGCAUUCCUCCUGAAGAUAGCUAAUCCUCUGCUAUCCGGUGCCACCUGCGCCCCUCCGCCCGCCUCUUCAAGCCGCCGCACAACCUUUGUCCUUCCUGGACGCUCGGCACGAGAGCACCAGAAAAAAUUGCUCCUUUUGUCAUACCUGGCAGAGUCGCACGACCUUUGUUCCUGGCCUCCUUACACAACCUGGCUGGACAAGCGAAAACCCAGCUGCCAUCAACCUCCAAUCUUGCGCCGCCGUCAUACACAGUUGUCGCUUCUCCCACCACUCUGCUUGAGAGGGAGCUGCUUCCUACGAUCCAACCGCUUGGUCCUCAUAGGGGGCUCGCGUCCUUGGUUUAUGCGAGUUGAGCGCACGGUGGACCUAUAGAUUAGCGGAGCCCUGCUUUUGAGAAACUGUCAUUUGGUCAUUGCUCCUAACUGGGCAAAACCAUUUGCGGCAUCCCGUGUUACUCUGGCUGUUUUUGUGCAAGCCAUCUUUUUGCAUCCUGCAUUCUCUGGCAUCUCAUUUAUGGUGUCGUUAUAACAAGAUGACGGCCUCAGAUGUCGAGGAUGGCCACUCCCAUUCGGCCUCUCCUGAGGACAGUGGGACCGAACACGUCCAAGUGAACAUGGCCGGAGGUCAGAGCAAGAACGACGUUAAAAGGCCGCAAAAUGGAGUCCAACCCACCAAUCCCAAGGACCCUUCUCGUCCCCGGAGAAAGAAGGCACGUAGAGCAUGUUACGCAUGCCAACGUGCCCAUUUGACCUGUGGCGAUGAGAGACCAUGCCAAAGGUGCAUCAAGCGAGGACUGCAGGAUGCGUGUCAGGAUGGCGUCAGGAAGAAGGCAAAGUAUCUGCAUGAUGCCCCUAAUGAGGCCCUCAUGCCUGGGGUUGGAGGGAGCAUCUACAACCAACCCGGUGCAAAAUCAAACUCGAGCGUGGGUAACGACACCCCUCAUCAACAGCCGUAUUUCCAACAAACGCCGACGUACAACAACUUUCCCACACCGUCACAUAUGCCUCCUCCGAUGCUCCACGAGAGAAGUAUGAGCACGGCCAGCUUCCCUCAGCAGUCACCGCUAGCCACCAAUUUCCCAAAUGUCGGACCGCAGGUUCCGCUGCAAAGCCCUGUCAUGGGUGCUGAUCAAUCCAAUGCCACCAACAUGACGGCCGCAGGUUGGCCAGGGCACAUGUACAGCGACGAUGCCAUGUUCAACUUUGACAUUGCCAGCAUGAACUUUGGCAAUCACUACGGUGCGUUGGAGUUUGGAAUGCUCGGUCAUAUGGCUACAAAUGCGGGAGACACUCCUCCCAGCGACACGGCGACAAGGAGUGGGUCUAUCACGCAGCAGCAAUAUCGCAUGCCUUUUGGGAGCUUCAGCGAGAGCCCAACGGCCCGGCAACAGAUAUACAGCGAGACGAUGCUGCCGGAUUGGUCCAACGGGACCGACCCGUACGGGGCCCAUGGGCACAAUCGCCAUAUGGCUCCUAACGCGUUCGCGAUAGAAUCCAACGCGGUCAAUUGGACAUCUCCUGACACGAAUGGCACGCCCAAUAAUGCUGUCAAAUUCGAAGAGUCACCAUUGAUGACCAGCUCAGGCCUCCAGGUCCCCCCUUCAGCCUUGGAUGGCGGUCCGGUCAUUCAUUCAACCGGACCCCUGGACGGGAGGAACCACCGGCCCCCUCCUCCUAUAUCGACUCCGCAAUUGAAGGCCAAAUCCCAGCUGCCGGUCAAGGCUUUGAAGCGGCCAAAGGAUCCGUCGUCGAUCUACACCUCCGUCACCCAACCUUAUCCUUAUACGGCAGGGUUCCACAGCUUCAUCGCAUACCUCCAGAAACGAUUUGCCGCACAUCCUUCCAAGACGCUUGCCAUAGCCAAGUCUUUGGCGUCGAUCCGGCCGUCGUUCAUUGCGACCACCAAGACGUUGAACAGGGAGGACCUGAUCUUCAUGGAGAAGUGUUUCCAGCGGACAUUAUGGGAAUAUGAAGGGUUUAUUGAGGGGGUAGGUACUCCAACAAUUGUGGCGAGGAGGACCGGAGAAGUUGCAGCUGUGGGCAAGGAAUUCCAAAUCCUCACCGGGUGGACGAAGAAUGUACUGCUCGGCCGGGCGCCGAAUCUGAAUGUGAACCGCGGCCAUUCUGGACAAACGCCUGGCACUGGAUCUGGGACCAAUACUGCGCGACAGACGGGGACUAACACUCCUACGCAACGACUGUUUCUUGAGACCGAGAAUGGCGAGAAACGACCACAACCUGUUUUUCUCGCCGAACUGCUUGACGACGAAUCGGUGGUGCAGUUUUACGAGGAUUUUGCGAGGCUGGCAUUUGGAGACAGCCGGGGCAGCGUUUGUGGCAGGGCCAAACUCCUCAAAUACCGGACCAAGGACGAUGAACUCACCCAAAAUCUCAGCGUCGAGGCUGAGGCGCGAACCGAAGAGGGGCGCCAAGGUCAACCCGAGCUGCGACGGCAAGACAGCUCUCGUCGUCAACAAGAUAUGAAGCGGGAGCGCGAUGGGAUUUCUGGCGAAAAAGGGAUGCAAAAACUGGGAUCGGCCGACGGGAAGGUGGACUGCACAUAUUGUUGGACGGUGAAACGUGACGUUUUUGAUAUACCCAUGCUUAUUGUUAUGAAUUUUUUGCCUUGUAUAUAGGCGGUUCAAAAGUUUCUGCGAUUCACGACUGCGUUAUGUAUCAACUGGAGGUGCGGGUACCUUGGGCACGCCAUCUGGGAGAUUGGCAUGGGGGGGCUGUCGGCUUCGGACCAGGCAAUGGACCAGGCGAAGGACAUUGUGGAUAAGCUGCAGUCGAACUGCACGAGCACAGCAACUAUAGCACAGUAUUAUAUACCGAUGGCCCUCAUCUGAGAGACAGCAAAAUCUGCAGGGUCUACAAGGACCAGGUUCCCUGUCUUGAGAGCCUGGCAUUGUCUAUGAAUUGAAAGAUUGCGAAGCAGAA
Messenger RNA from Cladophialophora immunda, 3428 nucleotides. RefSeq lists its product as uncharacterized. Lineage: Eukaryota; Fungi; Ascomycota; Eurotiomycetes; Chaetothyriales; Herpotrichiellaceae. Gene Ontology annotation, biological process: regulation of DNA-templated transcription; cellular response to starvation. Bases 1022 to 3124 code for a protein of 700 amino acids. The transcript is spliced from 3 exons. The record is from RefSeq and is a predicted model, not a curated record. Gene Ontology annotation, molecular function: RNA polymerase II transcription regulatory region sequence-specific DNA binding; zinc ion binding; DNA-binding transcription factor activity, RNA polymerase II-specific. Gene Ontology annotation, cellular component: nucleus.